This is a messenger RNA of Laccaria bicolor S238N-H82, 321 nucleotides long. RefSeq lists its product as uncharacterized. NCBI's taxonomy places the organism in Eukaryota, Fungi, Basidiomycota, Agaricomycetes, Agaricales, Hydnangiaceae. The transcript is spliced from 2 exons. The record is from RefSeq and is a predicted model, not a curated record. The coding region runs from base 1 to 321 and encodes 106 amino acids.
AUGUUGCCACAUCACUUCUUUCUUUCACCACCACCACCACCAUCCACCCCACUAUCUCAAGCCACGACCACCCGCGACAACGAUGUCGACAAUGCUGACAAUGCCAACGACUACCACGACAACGACACUGGCAAUGAUAACAACAACGAUGCUGAUGAUGACCACGGAUGGGUGGGAACGACGAUGACAAACAACGACAUUGACAUUGGCAUCUCUGUUCGCCCACCAGAUCCACCACCACGCCACACCAAUGUCAACGACCGCCCACCAAUGAAGACGAGCACCCACAGACGUCAACCAGCGUCCACAAAGACAAUGUGA